AUGAACAAUAACGACCCCAAGUUUUACCCUGAUCUGGUGGUAAAUAGUGGCCAGCAUCCCUCCGGCUCCGAUCAGCUCCCUCACGCUGGCAGCCAACAACAGAAGCGCCAGAACAGCUUGUCCAACUACAUGAUCGCCAACUCCAACAAAAGAAGCCAAAACCCAUUACCCUCCAGCAUGCAGGGCUCGCAGGACUUCUACAAUGCAUCCAACAACUCCACGUUCAACUCCACGUUCAACGCCAGCCAGGUGGCCCAGGCGCCAGGCACCCCAGCGGUAUCGUCGCCACGCUAUCCCUCGGUGAGAUCGGGAGCCAGACGCAGCAUGAUUCAACAGCAGCCAUCCAUGGGCAACUUGAAGACCCCCACCCACUCCCCUUACGAGGUGCCUUCCAGCCCCAACGUCAACCCGAUGUCGAACGUGUCGGUGCAGAACCACUCGGACCUGUCCGACUCCAACGCAGUGUUGGAGCACCAGAUGGAUGCGAACCAGAAUGAUCUCUUGCCUACAGCCAAAGAUCUGACUGUAUCGACCCCCAUGAACUCGAGCUCGCACCCCAGACACCCGCUGCAGCAGCCAGACCUGGCCCAGCCCCAGCUGACCCAGGCGCCGCCCAGAACCAUGUCAGAUGAGGAGCAGCAGUUGGCAUCGAAAUUGAAGGAAACCUACAAGAACGUGGUCAACUUUGAGGAGAUUGUCCAAAAAAAUUGCAUUGAUAUCACGAUAAAGAUCAACCAGUUGACCAGCAACAAUCAUAAUAGCAGCUUGGUGUACGGUAACUCGCCUCUUAUUAAUCAGCAGCUCUCGUCUUCGGUUAACUCAAACACCUCAUUAACGUCCACUACCACCAGGACCUCGGAAUUGCUGAACGACUUGUGGACGGUCUAUCAUCACAACAUUACGCUAUUAGACAACUACUACGACUUCUUGGUAACCGCUCUCAAGCCUUCAUCUAAUCAAACCCAGUUCAAAACAGGUAAAAAUAUCGUGGAGCUCUACAAGAUUCCCAGACGUAUGUGGGUUUACGGCAUUGUGGGUUUUCUCGAGGUGUUGAAGAACAUCAUGAGCAUUUACCAAGAUCAUGAAAUUUGCCUGUGCUUCAUCUCAUACUGCUUCAACAUCAUUUCUAACUUAACAGACCCCAUUCUUGAAAUGGAAGGGUGGUGGCUGGAAAAACUUGGUGAUUUGUCUCGUAUGGCAAUUGCCCUUUAUGCAUCAAAAUUUAUAGACUGGAAAAUUAGUGCCGAAUACUGGUAUUCAGUUGCUAUGAGGACCCUUUAUGGCCAUGGAAAAAUUUACUACCACAUGUGUACCGUUCAGCAAGAUAAUUUGGAUGCUUUGGUUAAUAUUGGUAAAUCGGUUGUUUGUCGUGACCCGUUCGUUCCUACCCAGCACUACUUGAGAUUGGUUGUUGAGAAUAUUUGUACCCAAAGAAAUAUCUUGUCCUUGUUGGAAUUGCCUAUAAUUGACUUCAUCAAGAUCCAUAAAGUUUUGCUCAGCAUUUUUAACCGCACGAAUGACGGUAUUUCAAAUUCCGUUGAAGGCAUUCAUGAUUCACAAGUCCAAUAUGGUAUCGAUUUGGUCACUCGGUAUGGUUUAACAUUUGGGUCUGACUCUAGUGGAUACAAUUUCUUUACUAGGGAAUUAUACACUGCAAAUGGCGUAACGUCUAUUAAUGACCCUCAUCAUCCUUACUACUUACAGCAGCAGCAGCAACAACAAACUCCAAAUGCAGCCAAUAGUAUGGAAAAAAUCAACUUCUGGUUGAAUAAAGGUUCCCUCUUUGCCAUUGCAAAUAUCAAUCAUUUGAUCGGUUUUGGAGAUGCUAAAAAUCCCUUCGCUAAAAUAUUCUUACUUCCAGAAGCUCUCAAGGAAAGAAAGGACAAAAAGGAUAGAAAGCGGAAAUCUCGUGCAUCUUCUCAGGCUCACAUUGAUGACAGCAAUAACUCCAUAACUGGGGGUGUUGAUGGUCAAACUGUAUCUGUAUCGGAUUUAUCCGUUAAUGAUUGGUUCUAUUGCUUGCAAUUCAUCAACAAAUCAGUGUUGGAAUUGUCCAUUCGUAUCUUGAACCACUACCUAGUGGGGCCAAAGCAAGCAUCUACAAGUCAUGUGAUUGUCUGGUUAUACUUUUUGAUAGCCGUUGGAGACUCAUCGAAGAAAUACUCCAACAGCAAGACAAUGGUAGACUGGUUAUUCAAGAAGCUUUUCCCAUGGGAGUCUCUUAUCAACUAUCUUAAUUCAUUGCUUUCAUUUGUUAGAAAUAGUCCCAAAUUAUCAAAGCUAUGUGCCCACUACCUUCAACAAGGCGACUAUAUUCAGUACUUCAACGAAAAUGAAUUUCUUCCUGAAGUUUGGAAGUGUUGGGGUACUUUGUGGUUUGACUCCAUCGUUGAAAAGGGUGACUACACUGAUUUGGAAUCUGCAGGAGUCAAGAACAAUAAUUUAUUUGACUUACCGGUGUGUGGAUCGUAUUCUGCAGUCAAUUUGGCUAGCGAAUCUGAUCACAAGUCAAGGAACCAGAUGGAAAAUGAUAAUGAUGAAAGAAUUGUCCGUAUUAUUUUAUUGGCCAGAAUUAUUGCAGACAAGCAUUCUUUUGGUUUGGUAAGAUCGGAUUAUGAAUUCAAGUAUGAUGAGACCAUUUACAACACUACUGAUUCGUCCGUUCCUUCAUCGAACUCUACUCAAAAUGACCCGUAUGCCUACAUGGAAGAGUUUUUGUUGAGUGAUGGUAGAUUUGUACAGAAUAACUUUUUACAGCCUAUUUCCAGAGAAAACUUGUCCAAUGUCAGCUAUCAUCUUACCACUGCUCAAAAAGAUAAUAUGUGGUUUAGAUCUAACGGAGGUUAUGAUGAGGAGAAUCAAUUAGGUGAUGAUAUGGUACAGGACCAAGAAGGAGGCGGCCAGUAUGGAGUGCCGCAAUAUGAAGAUGAAGAGGCUGGCAUAGACUCUCAACACCAGCAGAGCCUUCACAAUCAUCACUUGUAUCAUCAGCAACAACACCAACAAGCAUUGCAACAAGCCCAGCAGAUUGCUGGAGGAGAAGGUUUCUACAACGAGAUUUUCAUUGAAAGUGGGGACGCCGGAGUAAACAAGAAUAAGAUUAGUAUUGAGGGUAACCUUGGUGAUCGCAUGGAUAACAGCUUGACCCAUAUUACCUUGGAUACCAACAUCUGGCUCAAGCACUGUGGUAGGAUCUACAAAUGUGUUCGUAACGGAGUGUUCAAAAUUCUGAUACCAUUGAUAGUGUUCCAAGAAUUGCGGGCGUUACGAAAAUCGGUCGAGGCCACAAUCUCGGAUGCUGCCACCCGGUCGGUGAUCAUUGUGCGUGAGUUGUACUUGACGGGGGAGAUUCUCCCGUUGAGGUACGACGGCUCAGUAGCGUCAGACAUCAAUGAAACGCUCGAGUUUGAGAAUAAUUCGAAUUGGAGAUCGUGCGUGGAUGAAACCAUCUUGAAUGCAGUCAAUGAGCACGAUGAAAUUGGCAAGAAAAUGUUGAAGGGGCUCAACGCCAAGUUGUCAGGGGUCAGCAAAGGGGAUUCGCGUGCGCCGGUGACAGUGUUGAACCAUGUGACGGCCAGAAUGUUCCGGUAUUGCGUACUCAUCACUGACGACCGGAACAUGCGACUCCGGGCCAAGACUAUUGGGUUGACCAGUUUCCAGAGCAAGUGGCUCUUCACCCAGUUGGAGAGCGUUUUUCCCUACAAGUGCAUAGAUUAG
This is a messenger RNA of Suhomyces tanzawaensis NRRL Y-17324, 3717 nucleotides long. RefSeq lists its product as uncharacterized. Gene Ontology annotation, molecular function: protein binding. The record is from RefSeq and is a predicted model, not a curated record. The transcript has a single exon. Lineage: Eukaryota; Fungi; Ascomycota; Pichiomycetes; Serinales; Debaryomycetaceae. The coding region runs from base 1 to 3717 and encodes 1238 amino acids.